UCUCUGCUGUUUCUACUCAUUUGAGUUUCUUCUUAUUUCUUUCUUUGCACACCUUUCCAAAAAUGUCAUCUGAAUGCUACUCUCUGCUUAUUCCUCAAACUGGGUACUCCUCGGUUCUCAGUUUCCAGCUCUUUAUCUGUGUUUUUCUCUUUGUUGCUGUGUUUGCUUUCUGGCUCGCACCUGGUGGCCUAGCUUGGGCUCUGUCCAAGGCUGGAAUCAGAGGCCAGCCUAGAACCUCCAUUCCUGGACCCUCUGGUCUUCCUCUUCUAGGUCUUCUCUUAGCCUUCACUGGCUCUCUGACUCACAGAGUCCUAGCCAAACUCUCUCAGAACUUCAAGGCCUUACGGUUAAUGGCGUUCUCUAUUGGGUUCACUCGUUUCAUCAUUUCAAGCCACCCGGAGACGGCCAAAGACAUUCUCAACAGCUCGGCUUUCGCUGAUAGGCCUGUGAAGGAGUCGGCCUACGAGCUUCUCUUCCACAGAGCUAUGGGUUUUGCUCCGUUUGGAGAGUACUGGAGGAACCUGAGGAGAAUAUCGGCGACCCAUUUGUUCAGUCCCAAGAGAAUCGCUUGUUUUGGGGAGUUUCGGGGAGAGAUUGGGCUCAAAAUGGUUGGUGAAAUCAUGGAGUUGAUGGAGAGAAAUGGGGACGUUGAGGUCAAGAAGGUGUUGCAUUUUGGGUCUCUGAACAAUGUGAUGAUGAGUGUGUUUGGAAGGUCUUAUGAGUUUGGUGAGAAUGGCGGUGGUGGUGGGUUUGAGCUUGAGGGUUUGGUGAGUGAAGGGUAUGAACUGCUUGGUGUUUUCAACUGGAGUGACCAUUUUCCUCUUCUGGGUUGGUUUGAUUUGCAGGGAGUGAGAAAGAGAUGCAGAGAUUUGGUUGCUAAGGUGAGUGUUUUUGUUGGGAAGAUCAUACAAGAGCAUAGGAUGAAGAGGGUUGAAAAUGGAUGUGGCCUUGAUGAGAGUUCUGGCGAUUUCGUUGAUGUCUUGCUUGAUCUGGAGAAAGAGAACAGGCUCACUGAUUCUGAUAUGAUUGCUGUACUAUGGGAAAUGAUCUUCAGGGGAACUGAUACAGUGGCAAUACUCCUAGAGUGGAUACUUGCAAGAAUGGUUUCACACCCUGAAAUCCAAGCCAAGGCCCAAUCUGAAAUCGACACUGUUGUCGGAGCCUCCCGGAAAGUGUCCGAUUCCGACCUCCCUCACCUUCCCUAUCUCAAUGCCAUAGUGAAAGAAACCCUGAGAAUGCACCCGCCAGGCCCAUUACUGUCCUGGGCUCGGCUAGCCAUCCACGACACCCAUGUCGGUGAGCACUUCAUUCCGGCCGGCACCACUGCAAUGGUGAACAUGUGGGCCAUUUCUCACGACGAGCGGGUGUGGUCGGAGCCAAACGAGUUCAAACCGGAGAGGUUCAUGGAGGAGGAGGUCCCCAUUAUGGGGUCUGACCUGAGGUUGGCUCCUUUCGGGUCUGGGAGGAGGGUCUGUCCCGGUAAAGCCAUGGGGCUAGCAACUGUCCAGCUUUGGUUAGCCCAGUUGCUUCAGAACUUGAAAUGGGUUGCUUCUGAUAAUGGUGUGGACUUGUCUGAGUGCCUCAAACUCUCCAUGGAAAUGAAGCAUCCCUUGGUCUGCAAAGCUGUUGCUAGGGGUUCUUGAAAGUGCUUGGUAGGUGUUUGGUGUAUUGGCGGAAUGGUGGUGUUGCAAUUUGAUCUCCAUGAUUUUGGUACCUUCACAUGGGAGAUCUCACCUGCUUUAUUUAGUAGUAGCGUUGUUUAAUUACUAGUAGGUUGUUUUAGGUAUUAGUCAGUGAAGUAUUAAUAUUUUGGUAAGAAAGUAAAAACUUUGGUGAUGUUGUAGUUGGUUAGACCGUGUUUGGUGUAAGGGUUGACAACUUGUUCUUUCCUGCAGUCUCGGAAGUUUAAUGCACUAUAAUUAGCUUUUGUUGGACAUUCCUAGCAUAUAAUAUA
Messenger RNA from Cornus florida, 1954 nucleotides. Its product is annotated as cytochrome P450 78A5. The transcript has 2 exons. The record is from RefSeq and is a predicted model, not a curated record. Gene Ontology annotation, molecular function: oxidoreductase activity, acting on paired donors, with incorporation or reduction of molecular oxygen; heme binding; monooxygenase activity. Lineage: Eukaryota; Viridiplantae; Streptophyta; Magnoliopsida; Cornales; Cornaceae. Bases 63 to 1643 code for a protein of 526 amino acids.